AUGUAUCGACAAAUCUGGGUUCAUCCCGACGACAGGAAGUUCCAGAAGAUCCUGUGGUAUCACGAAGGCGAAGUUCGAACUAUCGUUCUCAACGUUGUGACUUUCGGGGUGAAGUGUGCUCCUUUUCUUGCAGUUCGAACAUUGCACCAGUUGGCCGUCGAUGAGGAGAGCAGAUUUCCAAAAUCGGAAUGUUGGAAAGCUAACAUCACCUGGGACGAAUCUUUACCUCAAGACAUCCACACAAAGUGGAUUGCUUUAGCCGAACAACUUCUUUUGGUGCGAGAAGUCGCGUUACCAAGAUAUCUGCGAUACGAUAUUGCGAACCCAGUAUCCACUGAAAUACACGGUUUUUGCGACGCGUCGAUCCAAGGAUAUGGCGCGUGCAUCUUCAUUCGUUCCAUUGAUUCAGUGGGAAAUGUCACUCUGACUUUCACUAUCGUGCAAACAAUUCUUCGAACAGACUCAAAAAUCGUUCUUUGCUGGUUAGAUAAAGCUCCUCAUUUACUUAGAACAUACGAAGUGAAUAGAGUCGCUGAUAUUCAAACGCUAGGUGAGAAAGUCGAGUGGAAACAUGUUCGUUCGAAAGACAAUCCAGCCGACUCACUAUCCCGAAGACAGCUACCCAGGAAACUUUUAGCUGACCCCCUCUGGAACUCAGGCCCUCCAUGGUUGGUUCUUUCUCAAGAUCAAUGGCCUCCAUCGGAAAGUUCCUCGUCAGUUGAUCCUCCAGGCGCGACAGAGGGAAUUGUUUUAUUCACCGCUUCUUCCGGAAGCAAUGUCUACGCUCGUUUCUCUGACUAUGAGUGCCUUAUUAGGUCCAUCAGAUAUCUUCUCCGUUGGCAUAGAAAGGAACCAUUGCCAGACGAUAUCCAAGGUGCGGAUAAAUCGCUACUAGGGAUUCGUUACCUCUCUCAAAUCGAAAUAGCUCACGCAGAGCGCACCAUUCUUCUUCUCAUCCAAAGAGAAUGUUUCAGUCAUGAGAUGAAAUUGCUUAAAUCAACUACAAAAUUAAUUUCCAAAGGCCCCAACGGCGCUUUCAGGAGUCGAAUGAAGUUUGACGAACUCAAUCCCUUCUUAGACGAGCAUGGACUAAUCAGAGUAGGCGGUCGGUUGAAGAAUUCAAAUCUUCAGUUCAAUCAAAAAUACCCUAUUUUACUACCUAGUAAUCAUAACGUGUCAGAUCUCAUUAUCCGCGACGCUCAUCACCGAAAUCUUCACGGAAGGGUCCAGUGCACUCUCUACACGAUACGCGAGAGGUUUUGGAUUCUCAACGGGCGAAAUCAAAUUCGACAUGUCCUGCGCCGCUGCGUACCGUGUCUUCGACAAAAGCCAAAAUUCUCACACACCAAGAUAGCAGACCUUCCAGAAUCUCGAGUAAACCCUGCGUUCGCUUUUGCUAAAACCGGCGUAGAUUUUUUUGGUCCGAUUAUGAUCAAAGAAAAAAAAGAUCGUAAUCGAAGCUUUCUUAAGGCGUACGCGUCUGUUUUCGUCUGUAUGGCCACCAAGGCUGUCCACAUCGAGGUAGCUUCCGAUCUCUCAGCUAAGGGCUUCCUCGCAUGUUUUCGUCGGUUCAUUGCCACGCACGGCAAACCGAGCACCAUGCAUUCUGACAAUGGUACUAAUUUCGUGGGUGCGAACAACGAACUCCAAAAGAUUUACAAAUUACACGAUUCGCCCGAAUUUAAAGACGCGAUUCAAACCUUUGCUGCAUCCGAACGGAUUGAAUGGAACUUUAAUCCACCUCUCUCACCGUACUUCGGCGGUCUAUGGGAAGCGGCAGUUAAGAGUUUCAAACACCAUCUGAAUCGUGUCGUCAAGGAUCAAAAGCUCACGUACGAGCAAUUGGAGACAUUAUUAAAGGAAAUCGCCGCCGUGUUAAACUCCCGGCCAUUGUACGCGAUUUCUGCCGAUCCAAACGAUUCCCUUGCGAUAACUCCGGCACAUUUUUUAAUCGGGCAUCCCUUCAACUUCUUACCCGAGCAAAAUUAUGUUUCAGUUCCGAACAACCGCCUCACUUCCUACCAACUCGUCUCUAAGGCUAGGCAAGCCUUUUGGAGUAAAUGGCUCAAAGAGUACUUGCAUGAACUGCAAACUCGCCAGAAGUAG
Phymastichus coffea is the source of this 2106-nucleotide messenger RNA. RefSeq lists its product as uncharacterized. Bases 1 to 2106 code for a protein of 701 amino acids. The record is from RefSeq and is a predicted model, not a curated record. Gene Ontology annotation, molecular function: nucleic acid binding. Lineage: Eukaryota; Metazoa; Arthropoda; Insecta; Hymenoptera; Eulophidae. Gene Ontology annotation, biological process: DNA integration. The transcript has 3 exons.